CCUUCAGAGAAAAAUACAGGGAGUGCUUCCUCCUCCGAGUUUCAGAGGAAAUUUGCAUUCAGACUCGAUCGACUCCAGACAGGUAGGACUAUGGUUGAAGACUCCCAUAGAUGUAUUUGUCAUAUAGGCUGUUGAUUGUAUCCCAGGAUUUUAACGUCUGUAUAGAUUGUUAAUAAGAGAUGACCACUGUCAGUGAGGGAGUUGUUUCCUGUGGGCAGGUUGGGAAUGGCAUACUGUAGUGCACUGCCUUUGAGUUUCACCUUUGUACUGUGUAUGUACUUCUGAUCGCCCCAGCAGAGACUGGCUUGUAAGGAUUACAGUUCAGGUUGUGUGUAUCUCAAUUUAUUGGUUUUAUCUGAAAGGGAAUAGGAAGAAUUAACCAUUUUUUUUUAAUCUAUUUUUAAGAAGAUUACAGUGUGAAAGAUUAAGACUGAAAAUAAAUGGAAUGAACAUACAAGCCUGACUUUGUGAAGCUCGUUUCCUUUUAAGAAUCUAAUCAGAAUAUUUUGCUCUCCUUGAAGUGUUUUGAGGAAUAGAUUUUCCAAGAGGUUUAUGAUUGUGUACAUUUUCAUGACAUGUAUAAAAAAAACAUGAUUAAAACAAGAUUUGUUUGUUUGUUGUUUUUUUUUUUAUUCAUGUGACUUCCUUUUUUCAUUGCCGGAAUCAGAUUUCUUUUCCCAUGACACUGGGUGGAUUAUUUUCCUUCCUGUGGGCACUAUAAUCCAGUGUCACCAGCCGUAAUGGAUUCCUAUUCAGAUUCCUGCGGCCACCGAAGCGCCCCGGUGGAGACGGAUGAGUCCAUGACCUCGUCCUCACUGAACCUGGCCUGGUCAGCCUGCCUGGUGUGCCAGGAGUCUGUGAAGCCUGGCAGGACUCCGGUGAUGGAUGAGUGGUCCGGCCCCCCUGUGACCAUCAACGAACCGUACAAACUGGAUUACCCGGACGAACCGUGGGGGGAGUCCCCAUGCGGGCUAACACAGUCACCCAUCAGCGCAGGGCUGGAGCUCUCUCCCGGCCUCACCCCUCACCAGCCUCUUGAGAUCAACGACCCCAGUUUCAUCGCCUGGAUGGAGGAGGUGCCCAGAAAAGACUCCCCUGUUCAGAGUUACUACAAAGCCCCCAAAGAGCCUCUCAGCAUCGACCCCGGCAGUCUGGAGGCCCCCCGCUCCCUGCGCCCCGACCCCAGUGGCGUGUGCCAGCGUCCCCUGCCCUGCUACCUGCCCUGCUGCAGUAACCUCAUCCCACCUCAGUGUCGUCCUGUUUACGGGAACCACUGCCCCCGGCCCUGCCCCUGUUUGCACCCAGUGGAUCCGGCCUGUCAGCCCCUCUACCCAAACACAGAGCCAGUGCAGGACCCACACCCUACUAAAUUCCUCAAGAGGAGUCCAGGCCAGCUGAACAGCUCCCGCGUCAGAGAGAUCAUGACGGAGGUGUGCCCUGAGGUGUCUCCUGCUCAAAGUCACAUUCCAACAGCGGAUAUGAAAAAGACCAUCAGUCUACCUGAUAACUGCCGAAACCUUUUCAUAACAUACUCUAUAGACACAGCUGAAUACAUCCCUUCCUUUGUGAGUUUCUUAAUAACACAGGGCUUUCGUCCGGCUAUUGAUAUAUUUGAAGACCCUGUAAGAACACUGGACAUAAACAAAUGGAUGGAUAGUUUUUUAAAAGAUAAAUCAGUGUUGGUCAUCAUGGUCAUCAGCCCUAAAUACAAAAUUGAUAUUGAAGGAGACGGCUCAGAUGAACACGGACUGCACACCAAGUACAUACACAGCCAGCUACAGAAUGAGUUCAUUCAGCAGCGUUGCCUGAAUUUCCGACUUGUACCUGUAUUGUUCCCAGGAGCAACCCGGGAACACAUUCCCAUCUGGCUCCAGAGCACACGCAUCUACCGAUGGCCUCAGGACACGCAGGACCUGCUACUCCGCCUGCUCCGAGAGGAGCGCUACAUCGCCCCGGCCAUGGGGAAGGAGCUUACCCUCACCAUUAGACCAAUCUGACACACGUUAUGAACUAAAGUGACAAAAUCAACCAUAUGCAGGGAGGUUAUUCUUUGACUCAUGCCACUGGAUAGGUGCCUCUGUGGAGGUGUCAUUUGAAUAUCUCCGAAGACUCUUUAUAUUAUAUUCCAUGUAUUCUUAUUCCUCAUGUUGAGAAUUACUGAUGAAGUCUGAACAGCACAAAGGGAAAGAUGGACUGAAAUGGCACAAUUUAGCCACAAGAGGGCAGUGUUGUGUUUGAAUUGUUGUAGCUAAAAGGGGGGCUGUGUUUUGACGUGUAUGUACGUGCUUGGUACAUAUUCAAGUGCCUUGCUCUUCAAAUAAAAAUGUUUUCUGAAA
Messenger RNA from Clupea harengus (Atlantic herring), 2336 nucleotides. RefSeq names its product TRAF3 interacting protein 2a (gene traf3ip2a). The record is from RefSeq and is a predicted model, not a curated record. The transcript has 9 exons. Bases 741 to 1997 code for a protein of 418 amino acids. Gene Ontology annotation, biological process: humoral immune response; positive regulation of canonical NF-kappaB signal transduction. NCBI's taxonomy places the organism in Eukaryota, Metazoa, Chordata, Actinopteri, Clupeiformes, Clupeidae.